Durio zibethinus is the source of this 1342-nucleotide messenger RNA. The record is from RefSeq and is a predicted model, not a curated record. NCBI's taxonomy places the organism in Eukaryota, Viridiplantae, Streptophyta, Magnoliopsida, Malvales, Malvaceae.
AUGUAUAGAUACUAUUUUUUAAACAGAGCUGUACGAGUCACAACCAAGUUAUUUUUGGCACCGAGGCGGCCUGCUUGGAAGGAAGCUCGUUCUACUAUUCAAAAGCUAUUGUCAUUUACAGAACCAACCUUGCGUGAUAAUGCAGACUUGAGGCAGAAGUCACUUGUGCCGAUGAGAAAGGUAGAAAUGGUUCUUCCUAUGGAAAUUGGAGACUACACAGACUUCUUUUCAUCCAUGCAUCAUGCAAAGAACUGUGGGACCAAAUUUCGCAGACCUCGCAAUCCAAUUCCGCCAAACUGGCAUCAUGCACUUUCCAGGUUCCAUCUUCCUAUUGCAUAUCAUGGACGAGCAUCAUCUAUUGUCAUCUCUGGAACAAACAUUAUUAGACCAAGUGAUAGUCGCAGAACUGUCCACUCAGCUUUAGAUGGUAACUGGCUUAAUUCUGUAUUCUUCGAGGGUCAAGGCUAUCCAACUGGUGACUCUCCACCAUAUUUUGGACCUUCAUUGAAGCUAGAUUUUGAACUUGAAAUGGCUUCUGUAGUUGGCCCAGGAAAUGAAUUAGGGAAAACCGUAGAUGUUAAUAAGGCAGCAGAUCAUAUCUUUGGACUUGUCUUGAUGAACGACUGGAGUGCCCGAGAUAUUCAGGCAUGGGAAUAUGUCCCUCUUGGACAGUUCCUUGGGAAGAGUUUUGGUACUACAAUAUCCCCUUGGAUUGUGACACUAGACGCGCUAGAGCCUUUUGCGUGUGAUGCUCCUGAGCGGGAUCCCCAUCCAUUGCCAUAUCUGGCUGAGAAGAAAUCCAAAAACUAUGAUAUUGCAUUGGAGGUUCAAAUUAAACCUUCCGGACAAAAGGAUUCAAGCGUGGUUACAAAAUGUAAUUUCAAGCAUCUAUAUUGGACAUUGAUUCAACAGGUAGCACACCAUACAAUCAAUGGUUGCAACCUGAGGCCAGGCGAUCUCCUUGGAACUGGGGCCAUUAGUGGGCCUGAGCCUGAAUCUCUUGGAUGUUUGCUGGAACUAACAUGGAAUGGACAGAAACCACUGUCAUUAAAUGGGACAAGGCUAAAAUUCUUAGAAGAUGGGGAUGAAGUAAUCUUCACAGGUUGCUGCAAGGAAGAUGGUUAUAAUGUUGGUUUUGGAACCUGCGCUGGUAAGGUUGUUCCGCCACUCGACUGAGGAAGCUAUUGUUCUUGGAGAUAAAAAGAGUGUACAUGCCACGUCACUUGUGUUACCAUCGUUGUUUUAAACAUAAUCUCACUGGAAAUUCUCUGAGCUGAAACGGUCAAUUUGUUGUAUAUUUAUUGAUUACAACGUUAAUAUUUUUUUGGCCAGUGAUUACAAU